This is a messenger RNA of Suncus etruscus (white-toothed pygmy shrew), 1447 nucleotides long. It is a transcript of the gene PPP1R11, whose product is annotated as protein phosphatase 1 regulatory inhibitor subunit 11. Gene Ontology annotation, cellular component: nucleus. The transcript is spliced from 4 exons. Gene Ontology annotation, molecular function: protein serine/threonine phosphatase inhibitor activity; protein phosphatase 1 binding. Lineage: Eukaryota; Metazoa; Chordata; Mammalia; Eulipotyphla; Soricidae. The record is from RefSeq and is a predicted model, not a curated record. Bases 63 to 446 code for a protein of 127 amino acids.
GAAAAGAGGGGCUAGAGAAAACGUAACACCAGGAAGCGGAGAUCCGGAAGUGGGCCUUAGCCAUGGCUGAGGCUGGGCCCGGGCGGAGCGAGACCGUCACCGAGACAACGGUUACCGUGACAACCGAGCCCGAGAACAGGAGAAGAUUAACCAUCAAGCUUGAGAAUCGGAAACCAGAAAAAAAGGUAGAAUGGACAAGUGACACUGUGGAUAAUGAACACAUGGGACGCCGUUCAUCAAAAUGCUGCUGUAUUUAUGAGAAACCUCGGGCCUUUGGUGAAAGCUCUACAGAAAGUGAGGAGGAAGAAGAGGAAGGCUGUGGUCAUACACACUGUGUUCGGGGCCACCGCAAAGGACGGCGCCAUGCAACUCCAGAACCCACUCCUACCACCCCUCCCCAUCCACCUGACCCUUCCCAGCCCCCUCCAGGGCCAAUGCAGCACUAAAUUUCUCGCUACCCUACCAUUCCUGUGUGUGAGUAUCUGACCCUUAGUUAUCCAAGUGGCUAUUGGGGACUAAUUCAUUCUCUGGAUCCCUCCUUUCCUCUACUCUGCCUGACAGGAAGAGGGAAAAGGAGAGUCGACAGAAAUCCUAGAACUCUGACAUGCUGCUAUUCCCAAACUCUGACUUCUGGGUUUCCCUCAACCUUCAUAGUACUCUUCUAGAGAUCCAGACAUUUUUGUCCCUGUCUCUUCUCUUUGUUCUUACUGCCAAACUGCCAGUUCUUUUGGACACUUGCACUCUCAAUUUGAGUCCCAAACAUUUACAUUGGGUUUCCAACAACCCCAACUCUUACUGCCAGAGUCCCAGUCAGAUUCUAGGCAAUCUUGAUCCAGUCAUGUUAAUCCUGGCUUACAGCUCUUCCAUUAAUGUAUUUAUAUUAAUCCCAAUUCUCAGACUUUACCUGUGGGAUGUGAGGUCUUUUGGGAGACCUUAGGGUCCCUUGUCCUUUGCUUUCCCUACUGCCCAUUCCCCUCAUUCCCUCAAGAAGAAUUAGGAGAGAAGUCUUUUUAUUCUCACCUUAAAUGGAGAAAGAAAUAGUUAUGACCUUUCACCUAUUAUGUGACCUAGAAUUUAUGACAAAACUGGCUUCAAACAAGACUUCACUCAGAACCAGCUAUCUCUUCAGUCUUCAGUCUUCAUCUCUGGAGAUAGAUCCAUCAUAUUUCCAGCUAGUUCUCUGCAAGAGGAAGGAAGGAAAAAGGAGAAAGCCAAGAAAGGGGGUAUAUUCGUAACAAUAAUUCUUAGACCUACUUAGACUCUGAUGUUUUUUACUAGCCCAGGUAUCCAAUCCCCUAACUGGAUCCUCUCUGUAAUCCUUUUUCCCCUUUCUGAGAUCAGGAUGCUUUCUAGGCUGCUUUUUGCACAGGUCAUUCAAAUCCAUACCACCACUGAGAUCUCAUUUAUUGCCACAGAUGCGCAAAAUAAAUAACCCAACAUCAAAAAA